GAUUUGUCUUUUCUCUUGUGACAAAUUCUUAAACUCGCGAGAAUUAUUAUUUUGUUGGAAAACAUGUUAAAAAUGACAUCGAUAUUACUUCUUAAUUCGCUGAAUAACGUUACGGCAAAGGGGUUUAAAUGUGGCAACUCAUCUCUUGCUGCGAUGUUUUGGGGAGAGUUUCCAGGCAUUCUGGGCGGGUUUUCAGAAGACAUUUUAGUACAAUUGUAGCUUGACCUGGCAACCCUGUCUACCAGUCAGUCGUGGGGGAAAAGAGGAAAGUGAAAAUACCUGAAUGUAUAUUUGGGGAUAAGUAGCCAUACGCUGUUUUUGGGGCGGGGGUCGAAAGCGUCUUUUUCUGUGUGGAUAUAUAUAGUGAACAUGUUUGUAAAUAAUUCACCAUUGAAGUAAAGGGGGAAUACAAUAUAUAUUGCUAGGGUGAGGUUUCAUGGUUCCGAAACAAAAGUCGGUAAGAGACUAUAUUCUCACUCGGGUUUCAUUCCAGACCGAAACUGCAGGGAAGUUUAGAGAGGACCCCUGGCGUGAUCGGGCCUAUUGUUAUUUUCACCCAGGCCACGUAGCUACGUGGUUCGAAGAGUUGAAUCCUGAGUCCCAACAAUUUGGGAGAAAUUAGCCAACCCUCAUCCCGACGACAUGGGAACGACACGCUGAGAGGACACGUGUGGCUUCAAGCUCUGUGAGAAAUUUCGCCGAAGGGCCUGUCCACUUCAACCCGCCCCCCCCAUCCUACUCAUAAGAUUAUCUUUUCACACCCCCUGUCUAGUCUGUCUCCUCUUCUUCCUACCCUCCUUUUUCUAGUCCAUUGUUUCCCUGAUUCCAUCUGUCUGGUGGGCUCUUCUCCCUGUCCUCUGGCCUCCAGGAUAGAUUCUCUCAGGAGUAAGGUUGAGCUGCUGAAGCUGCCUCUGGCCUUGCCCACCAAGUCCAUCUCCGAGCUCAAGAGCCAGCUGGGCAGAGUCUAGGAACGAGGCACGGGGGCGGGGGGAGAGGGGCCUGUCAACCCUGUCCACCGACCCGAGACAUGGACAACGAGUCACAGUACUCGGGCUACUCCUACAAGUCGUCCCACUCUCGCAGUUCCCGCAAGCACAGGGAUCGGCGGGAUAGACAUCGCUCCAAGAGCAGAGACGGCAGCAGCCGUGGGGACAAGUCUGUCACCAUCCAGGCCCCCGGGGAGUCGCUAUUAGACGCAGAGUCGACCCGGGGCGAUGACCGGGAUGACAACUGGGGCGAGACCACCACCGUGGUCACAGGCACAUCAGAACACAGCGUGUCCAACGAGGACCUGACGCGCGUCUCCAAGGAGCUGGAGGAAUCGUCCCCCCUGGAAUGCAAGCGCUUCCUGGGGCCCGUGCUGGGCGGCUGCCUGGGCCUGUUCGCUCUGUUCACCCCCCUGGCCUUCCUUGUCCUCCCCCAGCUGCUGUGGCGUGAGGCCCUGGAGCCCUGCGGCACGCCCUGCGAGGGUCUCUACGUCUCCCUGGCCUUCAAGCUCCUGGUGCUCCUCAUCUCCUCCUGGGCGCUGUUCCUGCACCCGCCGCGCGCCACCCUGCCUCGCUUCUUCGUCUUCCGCUGCCUGCUCAUGGUGCUGGUGUUCCUGUUCGUGGCGUCCUAUUGGCUGUUCUACGGCGUGCGCGUGCUGGAGCCCCGGGAGAGGGACUACAGAGGCAUCGUGGAGUAUGCUGCAUCACUGGUGGACGCGCUGCUCUUCAUCCAGUACCUGGCCCUGGUGCUGCUGGAGGUCAGACACCUGCAGCCUGCCUUCUGCCUCAAGGUGGUGCGCACCACCGACGGGGCUAGUCGCUUCUACAACGUCGGCCACCUCAGUAUCCAGAGGGCAGCAGUGUGGGUGCUGGAUCAGUACUACAGGGACUUCCCAGUCUACAACCCUGCCCUGCUCAACCUGCCCAAGUCCAUCCUCUCCAAGAAGAUGUCUGGAUUCAAAGUCUACUCACUGGACGAGAACAGCACCAAUAACUCCACCAGUCAGUCCCGGGCCAUGAUCGCUGCUGCGGCCCGCAGGAGAGACAACUCCCACAACGAGUACUACUACGAGGAGGCCGAGAUGGACCGCAGGUGCCGCAAGCGCAAGGCCAGGUUGGUAGUGGCGGUGGAAGAGGCCUUCACCCACAUCAAGCGUCUCCAGGAUGAUGACCCCGCAGUCUCGUCCCACAAACACCCCCGUGAGGUGAUGGACCCCCGGGAGGCGGCUCAGGCCAUCUUCGCCCCCAUGGCGCGGGCCAUGCAGAAGUACCUGAGGACCACGCGCCAGCAGCCCUAUCACAGCAUGGAGAGCAUCCUCACACACCUGCAGUUCUGUAUCACCCACAACAUGACCCCCAAGGCAUUCCUGGAGCGUUACGUGAGCCCAGGCCCUACCAUGCAGUACCAGCGUGAGAAUGGCAGGGGGCGCCAGUGGACUCUAGUGAGCGAGGAGCCGGUAACCUCUGCCCUGCGUCAGGGUCUGGUCUUCUCUCUGCGCCGCCUCGACUUCUCCCUUGUCGUCACGGUGCAGCCCCUCCCCUUCCUGCGUAUCGGUGAGGAGUUUAUCGACCCCAAGAGCCACAAGUUUGUGAUGAGGCUGCAGUCGGAGACCUCGGUGUGAAGGGGGGGUCAGUGGAGGCCCCUGAUCCUACUGGGAUACGCAGGGUUCUAGAUCAUCAUGUACUCUACUAUUGAACCAUUGUCAUGGAUGUUAACAGAAUGGGAUGAAGCUAUGAUCUUCCAAAGACAGAAAAUGGAUGCCGUGACCAUGUUUUAUGACACUGUAAAAUUCCGUUACGGUGUUUCUUGUCUGUAGGCCAACUGUCUCCAUCAGUUUGCAAAGGAACUACAUUCCUGAGCUUGUAACUGAGACUCUGUGUGUUGUAGAGUCUUAUUCCAUGUAUAUGUGGCUCUCAUUUAAUUUUACACUGGCCUUUUUUUACACAAAAGUUAUCAUGAUUUGGUAACAUUGAAUGAGUAAAUCAUUCCUGCCUUUUGGGACAGCAUUCUUACAAUGUUUCUCAGACUGACUUUCCUGAAUAACCUGUUGUUCCAUGAAGCUGUUUUGAAUGGACUUGCCUUGUCUCUAUCCUGUGUCCACUGUCCUCCACUCAUCUCACUCUGACCAGGGACAUGUGAUUGUAUCCUCACUGCAAGUCGUCUGCUGUCAUAGCAAAUCACCAGAUUGUGCCACAUUUGUAAAACAUUAAAACAAGCACAGUAACAGCCUUA
Oncorhynchus tshawytscha (Chinook salmon) is the source of this 3219-nucleotide messenger RNA. RefSeq names its product vang-like protein 2. Gene Ontology annotation, biological process: Wnt signaling pathway, planar cell polarity pathway; multicellular organism development; establishment of planar polarity. Gene Ontology annotation, cellular component: plasma membrane. NCBI's taxonomy places the organism in Eukaryota, Metazoa, Chordata, Actinopteri, Salmoniformes, Salmonidae. The record is from RefSeq and is a predicted model, not a curated record. The transcript has 8 exons. The coding region runs from base 1028 to 2608 and encodes 526 amino acids.